AUGAAGAACUUCCUUGACGCUGAGGGCCUGAACACCCUCUAUAAGAAUGAACGCAAGAAAGAACGCAAGAAAGAACGCAAGAAUGAACGCAAGAAAGAACGCAAGAAAGAACGCAAGAAUGAACGCAAGAAUAAACGCAAGAAUGAACGCAAGAAAGAACGCAAGAAAGAACGCAAGAAUGAACGCAAGAAUAAACGCAAGAAUGAACGCAAGAAUAAACGCAAGAAAGAACGCAAGAAUAAACGCAAGAAUAAACGCAAGAAAGAACGCAAGAAUAAACGCAAGAAAGAACGCAAGAAUAAACGCAAGAAUGAACGCAAGAAAGAACGCAAGAAUAAACGCAAGAAAGAACGCAAGAAAGAACGCAAGAAAGAACGCAAGAAAGAACGCAAGAAUGAACGCAAGAAUAAACGCAAGAAUAAACGCAAGAAAGAACGCAAGAAAGAACGCAAGAAAGAACGCAAGAAAGAACGCAAGAAUAAACGCAAGAAUAAACGCAAGAAAGAACGCAAGAAUAAACGCAAGAAUAAACGCAAGAAAGAACGCAAGAAAGAACGCAAGAAAGAACGCAAGAAUGAACGCAAGAAUGAACGCAAGAAUGAACGCAAGAAUGAACGCAAGAAUGAACGCAAGAAAGAACGCAAGAAUAAACGCAAGAAAGAACGCAAGAAUAAACGCAAGAAAGAACGCAAGAAAGAACGCAAGAAAGAACGCAAGAAAGAACGCAAGAAAGAACGCAAGAAUAAACGCAAGAAUAAACGCAAGAAUAAACGCAAGAAAGAACGCAAGAAAGAACGCAAGAAAGAACGCAAGAAUGAACGCAAGAAUGAACGCAAGAAUGAACGCAAGAAUGAACGCAAGAAUGAACGCAAGAAAGAACGCAAGAAAGAACGCAAGAAUGAACGCAAGAAUGAACGCAAGAAUGAACGCAGGAAAGAACGCAGGAAAGAACGCAGGAAAGAACGCAAGAAUGAACGCAAAAAAGAACGCAAGAAAGAACGCAAGAAUGAACGCAAGAAUGAACGCAAGAAAGAACGCAAGAAUGAACGCAGGAAAGAACGCAAGAAUGAACACAAGAAUGAACGCAAGAAUGAACGCAAGAAUGAACGCAAGAAUGAACGCAGGAAGAACAGACACAGAGACUCAGAGACAGUGUGA
This is a messenger RNA of Eriocheir sinensis (Chinese mitten crab), 1158 nucleotides long. RefSeq names its product RNA-binding protein 25-like. The record is from RefSeq and is a predicted model, not a curated record. The coding region runs from base 1 to 1158 and encodes 385 amino acids. NCBI's taxonomy places the organism in Eukaryota, Metazoa, Arthropoda, Malacostraca, Decapoda, Varunidae. The transcript has 3 exons.